Theobroma umbraticum is the source of this 1275-nucleotide messenger RNA. Its product is annotated as NAC domain-containing protein 21/22-like. Gene Ontology annotation, biological process: regulation of DNA-templated transcription. The record is from RefSeq and is a predicted model, not a curated record. Lineage: Eukaryota; Viridiplantae; Streptophyta; Magnoliopsida; Malvales; Malvaceae. Gene Ontology annotation, molecular function: DNA binding.
CUUUUCAUCCCAAACUAGCUAUAUAUAUAUAUAUAUUUAUCUAUAAUACAAACCAUCCUCUUCCAUAUAAUAUUUCCAAGUCCCAAACAAAGAAAACCAUCCCAUACCUUCUUUUAGUUCAUUUUCAUUCCAUCUCCUACCUUAAAUUUAUUCUUAUUAAAUUUUACAAAACCCUCCGUACCAAAGAUCUCCUAGAGAAAUAAAGUUUCCUUUCUUUCCCCACCCACCACCCCCCCUUUUCCUUCUCCGCAUCAUAAAUAUGGGCCUAAGGGACAUUGGAGCUACACUGCCUCCUGGGUUUAGGUUUUAUCCAAGCGACGAGGAAUUGGUCUGCCAUUAUCUGUACAAAAAGAUUGCUAAUGAGGAAGUCUUGAAGGGCACUUUGGUGGAAAUUGAUUUGCAUACAUGUGAGCCAUGGCAGCUUCCUGAGGUGGCGAAGCUUAACGCAAACGAGUGGUACUUCUUCAGCUUUCGUGACCGAAAGUAUGCCACGGGAUUCCGAACGAAUCGGGCGACAACAUCUGGCUACUGGAAAGCAACAGGGAAGGAUCGAACGGUGGUCGACCCAAGAACACAAGAGGUGGUAGGGAUGAGAAAGACCUUGGUGUUUUACAGGAACCGAGCCCCUAAUGGUAUCAAGACGGGCUGGAUCAUGCAUGAAUUUCGCCUCGAGACCCCACAUAUGCCUCCAAAGGAAGACUGGGUUCUCUGUAGAGUUUUCCACAAGAGCAAAGGAGAGAACAGCAGCAAGCUCAGCCCUCCAAUGAUGUUCGAGACCUCAACUCAUGCCCCUUCUUUAACAGACCAAACCAUGGCUUGUGCGUAUCAACAAAUCAGCUCUUUAUCCGCCACACCUACCCAUCCAAGCCACGGCCAAAGCUUGCUAAACCUGUUUCAAUUUUCUCAGGAAAAGAGCAAUAACAAUCCCGCAAACGAAGUUAGCUCCAAAGUUGAUGACGAGUACGAGUUCUUGUGGGACAUGAACAUGGAAGAAAACAGCUUGGCAUCAUGGGGUCGCUUCCAACUUGGAGGACAUGAGAUUUGAGAUUGACAACAGUAUGGUUUUCCUAUAAAAAAUGUUGUAUACUUUGAAAAAAGAAAAAAACUACCAUUUGUUGAUUUGUGAUGUUGGUGUGGUGUUUGCCUUUGACGAUACAAAUCAUGUUACGUUGGAUAUUAGAAGAUUGUGUGUUUUUUAGUUUAGGGUUUAUUUAUUUUUUGUAUACAACAUUGGGUAUUGUAAAAAAAUUAUAUAUAAAGCAUAUAGUUAUUCUU